AUAUAUUAUACAUUAUCCGAUGACCGUUGAACAAUAAUGUUUAGAAUGUAGACGCGUCACGUACACCAAUUAUUGAACAAUUUAAUUUAUAGAGGUAUAAAAUAUAAAAUAAUACUGUACAAAUAUUAUAAAAAAGCGCGUCAAAUGAUUUAAUAGCCACCAUAUCACGAUAAUCCGUUUGGAUCGUGACGGUCAAUUUCAACUUUUCGUAUCGCGGAGUAUAAUAAUAUAUAUUAUAGACUGCACAAUAGAAUAGACAGUAAGAGUACGUUUGAAACCGGUUGUGAUACAUAUAUCUUGGAUACCAAGCUGAAUGAAAACGAACAAUUGAAGGAACGAACUUUUCACGCAUCAGAUGUACCUAUACGAAUCGAAUAUGUAACGUUACAGCAAUCGUUAUAUUGGUCAUUGUUCCUGGUUGUAAUCAGUAAUCCAAAUUUGAUCUUGAAUUUAAUCAAUAUUAAACUACGAAACGGCGCAAUUGACUCGCCCUAAAACGAAGGUGUUGUCAAUUAAAUUGAACAUAAGAAAAACGUGUAUCAGACUUCGGUAUAGACAUCCGGAUCCAGGUCAGCUUCAGUAUAAAAUAAAAACUAAAAAAGCGGGUAAGUGGAUGUCACUCUGCUGUACAGUAGGUUGCAAUUGAAAUAUUACAAUGAUGAAAAAAACAAAAUGUAUAAUUUCACUUGGAUUAAUUCUGAUGACAAUAUUAUUAAAAAGAGUGCAAAGUAAUAAGCUUGUGAUUGACACGGAUGGUGGUGCUGAUGAUGCAAUGGCAAUUUUGCUUACAUUAUCGGUGUUUGCCAACAACAACACGAAUUUCGAUAUUGUGGCAAUAACUUGCACCUAUGGUAACACCAAUUUGAGCAACGUCGAAAAAAAUGUGCUCAAGACACUGACAAUCGCAAAUGAAUCAAAAAUUCCAGUUUACUCUGGUGCAUUCAAACCUCUGACCGGAAAUCAUACAUCGGAUAUUUUUUUUGGUAAUGAUGGAUUUGGUGAUUUUAAAUUCAAUCGAGAAAUCAUUGGUAAUAUUGAUAGAUCAAAGCAUGCAGCAGUUGCAUUAGUUGGUUUAGCUAAUAAAUAUCCUGGUGAAUUGAGUAUACUUAUACUUGGACCAACAACAAAUGUCGCACUUGCAAUAUCAUUGGAUCCAAAAUUUGUUUAUAAAGUCAAGCGAUUUUAUGUCAUUGGUGGUAGUGUUAAUGGUAUUGGGAAUAGAAGUCCAGGUGUUGAAUUUAAUUUUGGAGCGGAUCCAGAGAGUAAUUUUAUACUUUUUAAUUCAACUCGAAGUGAAGUUAGUUUAUUACUACCCUGGGAGACAAUUGUAUCAACUAAUAUAUCAUCGUCAUGGAGAAAAAAUGUACUUGGUCGUGUAGAUUCAACAUUUAUAAGGUUUUUAAAUAAAGCAGAAUCAAAAAUAAAAGAAUCACCAAAUUGGGAACCUAGUGACUCUUUAAUUGCAGCUGCGAUGUUGUGUCCAAAACUGAUUCAAAAAUCGGUUGUUUUAAAUAUGACACCAGUUAUAGAUGGUCAAGCACGUGGCGGAACACUGGUUGAUUAUAUACAACAAACUCAUAAACCAAAUAAUGUAGAAAUUAUCCAAGAGAUUGAUGUUGAAGAGUUUCAAAAAAUUCUAUUAGCAUAUUUAUCAUAAAUUUAAAAUUUAAAAAUUACUAUAUUAUAAUUUUUGAUAAGCCUGCAGAAUUAUCAAAUAUGGAUCAACUGAAAUACCAAAAAAAUAUUAAUUUAAGUAACUUUGAAUAUUUAUAAUUAAAAUUGAAAUGUGUCUAUACAAAUAAGGAACUAACGUGGCGGUAUAUUUUAAUUGCAAUAAACUAUUACAAGUUAUUA
Messenger RNA from Acyrthosiphon pisum (pea aphid), 1854 nucleotides. RefSeq names its product putative uridine nucleosidase 1. Lineage: Eukaryota; Metazoa; Arthropoda; Insecta; Hemiptera; Aphididae. The transcript has 6 exons. The record is from RefSeq and is a predicted model, not a curated record. The coding region runs from base 656 to 1657 and encodes 333 amino acids. Gene Ontology annotation, molecular function: hydrolase activity, hydrolyzing N-glycosyl compounds.